CUUCCUCCUUUUGUGAAAGGAGAAAAUUCUUCAUGUCUUGGCGUGAGCUCCUUCCCCCCUGGCUGGUGAUCGUGGCGGGACUGACGGGCAUCGUGCUGCUCUGUGUCUCCACCAAAGAUGUGCCCGUGGCCCCGCUCAGGACCAAGUAUGGCAUUGUUCUGGAUGCUGGCCCAUCCCGCACCAUCCUGUUCAUCUACCAGUGGACAACCACCAAUGCAAGCAAGACCGGGGUGAUCAGAGGAUGCAGUUCCUGUCCUGUACAAGGUCCAGGAGUCUCCAGCUACUCAGAUUCUCCUCAGAAAGCUGGGAAGAGCUUGGAACCAUGUUUGAACUGGGCCCAGAAUGAGAUCCCAGCAGAGCAGCACAGCCAAACCCCCCUGUACUUGGGAGCCACCGCCAGCAUGAGGCAGCUGAACUUCACACAUCCCAUCCUCUCUGACAGUCUCCUCGCAGCUCUGACUGGCACCCUGAAGUCAUCCCCCUUCAAUUUUCAAGGGGCACAAAUCCUGUCCAGCCCAGAGGAAGAAGCAUUCAAUUGGGUUGCUGUUAACUAUGUGCUGGAGAACUUCUUCAAGUAUGACUGGCAAGGACAGUUGGUCUCCUCCAGGAAGGGGAUGGCAGGAGUCCUGUCUGUGGGAGGAAGCUCAGCACAGCUCACUUCCGAGCUGGAAGAAGAGAAGCAAGCCCCAAAGGAGGGAGUGAGGCUGCAGCUCUAUGGGCAGACACACAGGGUGCACACCCGCCAGUGCCCCUGCCACGGCACGGAGCAGCUCCGCAGCAGGCUGCUGUCUGUGCUCAUCCAGGAUCAGAGAAGUGCUAAAACCGUGUCCAAUCCCUGCUGGCCCCUCACCUACUCUAAGGAAGUGCAGUGGCAAUCAGUGCAUGCUGGGCCUUGUGCUGCCAGUGAUGACACACAGGACAUCCCUGUCCCCAAGGAGGUCUUCAACAUCACAGGCUCCAGCAGUCCCACAGCCUGCAUGAACCUUGUACAAAGCCUGCUCAACUCUUCCCCUUCCUGCAGCUUCUUCAAGUAUUCCUUCAGCAGUGAUCUCAAGCCCCUUCAGCCCAGGUUUCUGGUGGUUUCUGAGGCCAUGGACUUCAUGAGAAGAACUGUACCUUCUCCUGACUUGGGUCAGGCAGUCAAGAGGCUGUGUGGGAUGUCUGUCCAAGAGCUGAUUAGGGAGUCCCAAGCAAGCCUGGACACACUUGUUGAUUACUGCACUGUGUCUGCCUUGAUCUUCCAUCUCAGUACAAGAGGACACACACUUGACUUUGACCGGCCUGCUUGGACUGCAUUCCAGAAGAUGGGUGAUAGAUCAUCUGGCUGGACUCUUGGGUACCUGCUGAGUCUGACCAGCACCAUGCCCCAGGGCAGCCCAAGCUUCCUCAAGGGGAUCGAGCCGGGGGUCUGGUCCUUGCUCCUGAUCCUCUUCGUGGUGCUGCUCAUGGGCUCUUUCAUGCGCAUCUCGUACCGAGUGAUGGUCAAGGAGAGCAGCUCCAGCCACAGGAACAGCAGUGUUUUUGAUGACUGACACUUUUCUGCAACUCAGGACUCUUGUCAGAGCACAGUUAACAGGGUCCACACAGAAAUCACAGAGGUAUAAGUCACUGGAGGAUGCAAGUGAUUUUCCUGCAGGGCUCCAGCAACUUGCUGGUACUUGCACUAUUGGACUUUGAGACAAUGGAUCCUGCUCCACAGGAAGUCUGUGAUUCCUGGUGGAUGGCAAGCUAUUCAUUCUCCAAAUAAGAACAGCCUGCAUGGCUCUUCCUUGGGCUACAGCUGGGAUUACUCAUGUCAGACAUGAAGUGAUGCCUCUGAGCAGGCAGUCUCUAAGCUAAUGUGAAGUUAGUAUUGUAUAAUCCUGUCAAAUCAGAAGAGGUGGUAUCUGAAAAAAAGUCUCUGUCCUCUUCUGUGGCCUCUCGAGAGAUGAUGCCUGCAGUAUUGCCAUUAGUGAAGAUUGGAAGGGCAUUAAAAUACAGUCAGAAUGUAAGAGCCAACUCCUUCCAUGUUCUAGGGAAAAUGCAGGUAUUUUCUGCCUGAUGUGUCUGUGCUUCCAUCUCAGUGAUGAUGGCCACGUGUCCCUUCCAAUGAAUGCUCCUGCUGACCAGGAAUCCUUCAAAACCAAUCCCUCUUAGUCUUGGCCUCUACAAAAUGUGCAGAGGAUCAAAGGAGAAACAAGGGGCACAGACACACAGCUGAGUUUUUGCCUCUCAUCUGAGUUACAGCCACACAGGGUUAAAACUGCCAAUUUAAACUCUUUAGCAAGGACUCAAAUUAACACAUUUAAUUUCACAUUUGCUAAAGCUGGACUUAUGCUGGGCUGAGGUUCACCUGUUUGUUCAUUUGCACUGACCUGCUUCUCUUGCUGAUUCUGGAAGUGUCUCAGCUGACACUGUCCUUUAGACCAGAGUAGGCUGAGGAACAGAAGCUUUCCUAAUUGUCACUUUCAUAUUAGACCAUGACCAGAGUUACUUUAUGAUCUAAUAAUCAGGAUUUCUCUGGGAUCUGGCAGUCAUUCCAGCUCCUCUGGUCUGCUCUGCACGUCUGAAAGAUGAGUGCUGUACAAACUGUGUGUUACUGCUAAGAAAAGGGAUCAACUCACAAACACUGUCCUUUGACUAAGGCAUUUAGAGCUCACUUCUUAACUGCUGCAGAGACUUAAAACACACAGACUGUUAAGAGCCUCAGGGAUGAGUGUCUCCAAGGCUUCUUGGACCACUUUAAACAGAAAUGUAAAUGCUCACAGAUACAGUGAUGUGCCUUGCAGGGUUUUUAAAGCUACCAUGGCACCUAAAUCCUUUCAAAUCUGAUUAUUCGUCCCUUGUGCUUCUAACUGAUAAUAUAGGACACACACACCCCAUAAUAUAGGGGUAUUCAUGCAUUUUCAGGCCAAUUAAUGAAGGUUUGGAACCUGCCAUUCAAGUUUAGAGGGGUGUGGAAACAGAC
This is a messenger RNA of Cinclus cinclus, 2947 nucleotides long. Its product is annotated as ectonucleoside triphosphate diphosphohydrolase 2-like. The record is from RefSeq and is a predicted model, not a curated record. Gene Ontology annotation, cellular component: plasma membrane. The coding region runs from base 33 to 1532 and encodes 499 amino acids. NCBI's taxonomy places the organism in Eukaryota, Metazoa, Chordata, Aves, Passeriformes, Cinclidae. Gene Ontology annotation, molecular function: UDP phosphatase activity; GDP phosphatase activity. Gene Ontology annotation, biological process: nucleoside diphosphate catabolic process. The transcript has 9 exons.